Molecule: messenger RNA, 2227 nt
Organism: Cynara cardunculus var. scolymus (artichoke)
Lineage: Eukaryota; Viridiplantae; Streptophyta; Magnoliopsida; Asterales; Asteraceae
Product: transcription factor bHLH13-like
Exons: 2
Coding region: 289-2049 (586 amino acids)
Biological process (GO): regulation of DNA-templated transcription
Cellular component (GO): nucleus
Molecular function (GO): DNA-binding transcription factor activity; transcription cis-regulatory region binding; protein dimerization activity
Source: RefSeq, a predicted model, not a curated record
CCAGAACCCAACCUCUCGCUCUCUCUCUCUCACCCAACAAUUUGCUACCAAGUGACGAAGUUGUUUAUUAUCUGAAAAACAAGGAAUUCAGAUGCAGAGCUUUUGAGAUCUGAAAUUGGGAGGUACGUCAAGUGUCUGGAUAUCUGAUUCAUUUCACUAUAGCUGCUGCUGCUGAUUCUUGGAUUUUUCUCUUGCUAUAUGCCAAGUGUGUUGUAUUCCUUCUGAAUUUGGUGCCGCUGUUUGUUUUUUUGGGGGUUUUUUUUGGCUUACGUCAAAGUUGAGGUGAAUAUGGGUGAUGACAAUUGGAAUGAUGAAGAGAAAGCAAUUGUUGCUUCUGUUUUAGGAACCAGAGCAUUUGAUUACUUAAUUUCCAGCUCCCUUGGUAAUGAAUGCUCAUUGACGUCAUUAGAAAACCAUGAUAAUUUGCAAAGCAAGCUCUCAGAUCUCGUAGAUAAUCCUAAUUCGGAUAGUUUUAGUUGGAAUUAUGCCAUUUUUUGGCAAAUUUCCCGUUCCAAGUCGGGGGAUUUGGUUCUGGUUUGGGGUGACGGCUCUUGUAGGGAGCCUAGAGAAGGAGAAGAGUUUGAAAUUGCUCGAAUUUUGAGCAUUCGUUUAGAGGAUGAGAACCAGCAGAGGAUGAGGAAAAGAGUUCUCCAGAAGCUGCAUGUUCUGUUUGGUGGUUUAGAUGAGGACAACUAUGCUUUUGGAUUGGAUAGGGUUACUGAUACUGAGAUGUUCUUUCUUAUUUCCAUGUAUUUCUCCUUCCCACAAGGGGAAGGAGGUCCCGGCAAGUGUUUUUUGUCUGGGAAGCACUUAUGGUACUCUGAUGCCUUGAAAUCCACCUACGAUUACUGUUUCCGGUCAAAUCUUUCAAAAUCUGCUGGCAUUCAGACUGUUGUCUUAGUUCCAACUGAUGUUGGGGUGGUUGAGCUUGGAUCGAUUCGUUCCAUACCUGAAAGCAUGGAGCUUUUACAUUCUAUCAGAUCAUCCUUUUCUUCAAAGCCAAGGGAUGCCCUCGUGAUGGGGAGCGACAGAGGUGUUACCGCCCAAUUAACAAGCUCACUGGUUGGGGAGAAGAAGAAGGAAGAUGCCCGUGGUGCUCAUUUUUUGGAUUUGGGUCUUGUUGAUCACCCUGUUAAAGCAUCAAAGAAUUUGAGGCCGGAUAUGAGUUUGAGUUUGCGCCAGCCUCAAUAUAGAGAAAAACUUGCAGUUAGGAAGGCGGAGGAUCAGCGGCCUCCCUGGGAAGGAUUCCCAGUUGGGAAUCCGCGGCUCCUAAUUUCAAAUUCCAGAAACAGGAUAACGGGUUCGAAUUGGGCACAAUUAAGCAGUCCCCAGGAGGAAUUUCAACUAAACAGCUUUAGGUCCCAAAAGCCAUCAACAGAAAUGCAAAUUGAUUUCACAGGUGCAGUGUCUCGACCUUCGGUACUUUCUCGGCCGGUGAGUGGUGAUUCUGAGAUCUCGGAUGUGGAAGCUUCGGGCAGGGAUGAAAGAGCUGCAGUAACUGCUGUAGCAGAUGAUAAAAGGCCUCGUAAAAGGGGGCGAAAGCCUGCUAAUGGAAGAGAAGAACCCCUGAAUCAUGUAGAAGCAGAGAGGCAGAGGAGGGAGAAGCUGAACCAGAGGUUCUAUGCUUUACGAGCUGUGGUGCCUAAUAUUUCAAAGAUGGACAAAGCUUCACUGUUAGGAGAUGCAAUCACUUACAUAACGGACCUUCAGAAGAAGCUGAAAGAGAUGGAAUCGGGGAGAGAGAGGGGGGGAAGCAGUUGCAUGGAGAAGAGUGAGUCAGGUUUAGAGAAAAUAGAGAUAGAAUCAGUUGAAGAUGAAGUAACAGUGAGGGUAAGCUGUCCUUUAGAUAGACACCCAGUAUGUAAGGUGAUUCAAGCAUUGAAAGAAGGUGAGAUGAGGGUGAUAGACUCGAAGAUGGCUGCAGGAAAUGAUAAGGUGUUUCACAUAUUUGUGAUAAAGUCUCAAGGAGCAGAACAACAGGUGACGAAGGAGAAGUUGAUGGCUGUAUUUUCAAAGGAAUCGAACUCUUGUUUACAUCCAUUGGCAUAGGAAAGGGGAAGGUACAAAUAGAAAGUUUUGUAUGAGAUUAGUGGGUUCUUUGAUUUACUUAUGUAUAUUUAUUUAUUGAAGGUACAAUGUAGGGUGAUUGUGUUGGUUACUUUUGAUAUACUACAUGUAUAUGUGAAGCUUAAAUUUAGAGCAGGAAAGUUGUUUGUUUGAAAAUGAA